AUGUCGGAUAAAAAUAAAGAGAAUUUACCAUGGGUUGAAAAAUAUCGUCCUGAUAAUUUACAGGAAGUUUAUGGUCAACAAGAAAUAGUUACAACAAUACGUAAAUUCCAUGAAACUGGUAGAAUCCCCCACUUAUUAUUUUAUGGACCACCAGGUACAGGAAAAACAUCAACGAUAAUAGCAUUAGCAAAAGAAAUAUAUGGACCAAAUUAUAAAAAUAUGGUAUUAGAAUUAAAUGCAUCAGAUGAUAGAGGAAUUGAUGUUGUACGUAAUCAAAUUAAAAAUUUUGCAUCAACAAGACAAAUUUUUACAAAUUCUUCAAGUCCACAAUUUAAAUUAAUUAUAUUAGAUGAAGCUGAUGCAAUGACAUCAAUAGCUCAAAAUUCAUUAAGAAGAAUAAUUGAAAAAUUUACAAAAAAUUGUAGAUUUUGUAUAUUAGCAAAUUAUUCUCAUAAAUUAAAUCCUGCAUUAAUUUCAAGAUGUACAAGAUUUAGAUUUCAUCCAAUAGAUGAAGAAUCAAUAAGAAAUAGAAUUAAUAAUAUUAUAAUUAAAGAAAAAAUAAAUAUAACUCAAGAUGCAAUAAAUUCAUUAUUAAAAUUAUCACAAGGUGAUAUGAGAAGAAGUUUAAACGUUUUACAAGCUUGUCAUUCUGCAUGUGAACCAAAUGAAAUAAUAGAUAUUGAUAUGAUUUAUAAUUGUAUUGGAGCUCCACAUCCUCAAGAUAUUGAUUCUUGUUUAAAUUCUAUAUUAAAAGAUGAUUGGACUACUGCUUAUAUGACAUUAAAUAAAUAUAAAAUAACAAAAGGUUUAGCAUUAAUUGAUUUAAUCUCGGGGUUUAUUGAAAUUUUAAAUGAUUUAGAUUUAAAAACUCAAAAUAGAAUUGAUUAUUUAAAAGGUUUAAGUGAUAUUGAAUAUGGAAUUUCAAAAGGUGGUAAUGAUAAAAUUCAAAGUAGUGCAAUUAUAGCUGUUAUAAAACAAGCAAUGGAACAUGAAGGUAAAUAA
This is a messenger RNA of Lodderomyces jiufengensis, 1002 nucleotides long. RefSeq names its product replication factor C subunit 3 (gene RFC3). The transcript has 2 exons. Bases 1 to 1002 code for a protein of 333 amino acids. Lineage: Eukaryota; Fungi; Ascomycota; Pichiomycetes; Serinales; Debaryomycetaceae. The record is from RefSeq and is a predicted model, not a curated record. Gene Ontology annotation, biological process: DNA-templated DNA replication; DNA repair. Gene Ontology annotation, molecular function: ATP binding; DNA binding; DNA clamp loader activity. Gene Ontology annotation, cellular component: nucleus; DNA replication factor C complex; Elg1 RFC-like complex.